CAGCAUGGCAGAGUCAUAGAAUCAUCUGUCUGCAGGGAGAGAGCCUGGGGGGAAUCGAGGCGUGACGUGGACUCCAGCCCCUUAUGAAACCUCCCCAAUCUUCCUGCUCCGCUGACAGGCUGAGAAAUCGCUUCCACGUUUCACUCCAGAUCGUCCCGUCUUCCAGGAGACAGGGCAGGGAAAUGGCUGUGCUGGAGCCAGCUCAGAUGCCGGUGACCUUCGAGGACGUGGCUGUGUAUUUCACCCAGGGGCAGGGGGCUCUGCUGGACCCUGCUCAGAGAGCCCUCUACAGGAAUGUCAUGUGGGAGAUCUAUGAAACGGUGACCUCGUUGGGAUUCCCCAUUCCCAAACCUGACCUGAUCACUCAGCUAGAACAAGGGAAAGAGCCAUGGGUGCCCGAUCUUCAGGCCUGUGAGAAAAGAGAGAUCCCGAGAGGCGCCCAAACAGGCAAUAAAUACUGGAGAGAAAACACUUCGAUGGUUGGACUGUGGGGAACACUUCAAUAAGUGCUCAGAUCUUGCUAACCAUGGGAGAAGCCAUGAGGGAGAGAGACCCUCUCAGUACCUUGAGGGCAGGAAUUGUUUGAAUUGGAAGUCAGCGCUGAUUACACAUCAGAAAAUCCACACAAGGGACAGAACACAUAAGUGCUCAGACUGUGGGAAAAGUUUCACCUGGAAAUCAGCCCUUGUUAGACAUCAGGCAAUCCACACUGGAGAGAGACCCCAUAAGUGCUUGGACUGUGGGAAAAGUUUCAUACAGAGGUCAAACCUUGUUAAU
This is a messenger RNA of Chrysemys picta bellii (western painted turtle), 777 nucleotides long. NCBI's taxonomy places the organism in Eukaryota, Metazoa, Chordata, Testudines, Emydidae. The record is from RefSeq and is a predicted model, not a curated record.